CAUCACUUGAUACAUAAUAUGAUUCCAGUCCAUUAUUUUUCAUCAACUGAAAUGGAACUCACUUCUACUGCACUAACCGCGAAGGUUUUGGGAAUCCAUCGAUGAUGAGGCACACAACUUUAAUGUUUAUAUUCUUUUAUCAGAUAGAUGUUUAUUCUUCUCUAUGUGGAACUACCCAAUCCCAUCUCCCAGAAUAACAAGCCAUCUGAAACCGGUAUAAAUAGACCUCCACUUGAUCUCAAGUUCCACGUAGCAAAUCAAACCAAAUUCCUCAUUUCACUUAAACCAUAUAUAGUUCCCAGCAAACUCUAGUAAUUAAUUAACCCUCCAACUCCCAAUUAUAGCAUAGCAAUGGAUGUGGUAACAUCAUUGACUGCUGAUAAGCCAGUGGUGAUCUUCAGCAAGAGCACAUGUUUCAUGAGCCACACCGUGAAGGCUCUCAUAUGCAGCUUUGGUGCCAGCCCUUCGGUUAUUGAGCUUGACAAAAUGCAAAGUGGUCACCAAGUAGAGAGAGCACUUAUUCAACUAGGUUGCAAACCAAGUGUGCCUGCAGUGUUCAUAGGACAACAAUUCAUAGGUGGUGCUGAUGAAGUCAUCAAACUCAACGUUCAAAACAAGCUUGCCCAAUUGCUUCUUGGUGCUAAAGCUAUAUUUAUCUGGAGUAGGUAGCUAUGCCAAGUUCCAAACUCAUCAUCCUCAUGUGAUCAAAUAAGAGGUUCUUAUUUUCUCAAAGCUGUGUGAGGCGGUUUAGUAUAGAGCUUCUUCUAGUUCUAGUCAUGUUCCUUGUUGUAUUCUCCAUUUUUCUUUGUCUUUUUUGUUUUUGUGGAGCAGAAUAUCACUCUUUCUUUUGUAUAUUGCAAACCAAGCUUUAACCAUAUAUGAUCAUGGUCAUGUCAUGUAAUGUAAUCACCUAUUAAUAAUCCAUUUUUGAGUCCUGUGGACAGACGUUUCUCAAGUGAGGUUAGUAAACCAAAAUUUUAGGUGAACUAUAUCAAUUUCAGGGAUGCUAUUUCUAUGCAAGAGAUGUAUAAUCAAUAAUAUGCAAAUAGUAUUAAUGGAA
This is a messenger RNA of Glycine soja, 1060 nucleotides long. RefSeq names its product monothiol glutaredoxin-S6-like. Lineage: Eukaryota; Viridiplantae; Streptophyta; Magnoliopsida; Fabales; Fabaceae. The transcript has a single exon. The record is from RefSeq and is a predicted model, not a curated record. The coding region runs from base 352 to 669 and encodes 105 amino acids.